Molecule: messenger RNA, 486 nt
Organism: Phytophthora nicotianae INRA-310
Lineage: Eukaryota; Oomycota; Peronosporomycetes; Peronosporales; Peronosporaceae
Exons: 3
Coding region: 1-486 (161 amino acids)
Biological process (GO): N-terminal peptidyl-methionine acetylation
Cellular component (GO): cytoplasm
Molecular function (GO): protein-N-terminal amino-acid acetyltransferase activity
Source: RefSeq, a predicted model, not a curated record
AUGAAGAUCGAGUGUGGCAAGAGUCAACUGCGUCAGAAGAAGUACGGCCUGGCCCUGAAGCGCUUCUUCGCCGUGGAGAAGCACUUCAACGACUUCGUGGAGGACCAGUUCGACUUCCACACGUACUGCAUCCGCAAGAUGACGCUGCGUGCGUACAUUCAGAUGCUGCGUCUCUGUGACGAGAUCUACGGCCGCCCGUUCUUCAAGGCCGAGGAGGAGGCCAAGAUCGCUGCGGCAAACGCCAACAUGUCGGCUGCUGAGAAGAAGAAGAAGGCAAAGCAUGCAUUGGCCAAGGCGCGUAAGGCGGAGUUCAAGAGGAAAGAGGAGGAAGAGCUCAAUGCGAAGCUGCACAAGGUGGUCGAGGACAAGGAACGCGAGGCCACCAAGAAUGGCAAGGCCAAGGCAAACCCGGGCCCUACGCGCCCCAAGGACGACGAUCCGUUUGGAGAGAAGCUCGCUGCGAAGCCUGCUCUUGAAGAGGCCUGA